GGGCGGGAUGACCAAUGGGUUCAAGCGCGAAUUUACUGACCGGAGGGUCCACAGUUCGAACCCGACCUCUGGCUCUCGAUUACCCCUGUCUAGGCUUGGGCAUCCUGGCAGUAUCCCAGUCCCCGUGCAACCUUCGGGUGCAUCUAGUGAUGGAUUUUAUUUUACCGUAAAUCCAAAUGAUCAAGAUGUCGAAGAAGGACAACCUCUCAGACUGCGAUGUGCAGUUACCCCAUCCAAAGAUAUUUAUUACUCGUGGUUACACAAUGGGGAUCGUGUUGACACGGAGAAGGAAAACGGACGGCGUACACUGGAGGUAGACAGUAAUUUGCAAAUACUUCACGCGGAUCGCGAUCUCGACCCUGGAACAUAUCAGUGUCAAGCGCUGAAUCGAUCUUCGACAUUUACCACAGCUAGCCAGGAGGCCAAGGUCAACAUUUAUUGGAUGGAACCGGAUGUUCAAGUUCGACUAGUCAGGCCCACUCGGUAUGAAGAUAUACAGCUGGGACAGGAAUUGGAGUUUGCGUGUCAUGCAAGCGCAAAUCCUCCACUCAGUCCAUUCAAUAUCAAAUGGUAUCACAACGGCAACGCACGUUUACCGAACACGGAAGUUCGCCAGAACGGUAACCUGCAUAUUGCCGUCUUGGGUGUGGAACACAUCGGAAGCUACCACUGCCGGGCAGUACACGCGGCCGGGAAGUUGGAUAGUCGACCGCCGUUCGUUAUACAAUUCAACGAUGCCAGUCCACCACAGCUGGUCACAACCCUAGUACACGAAGACUUUAGUAAAUUUGUCAUGCGGGGACGAUCGGUGGAGCUGAUAUGCCCAAAGAUUGGUGCUCACAGACCGGUCGAUGGAAUCCCUCCCAUAACGGUUUGGGGCUAUAUGCCAAGGUUAGGAGAACAGCAACAGUCAAUUACCUCUAUACGUGACACGAAACUGGUGGAUAUGGAUUCCAAACUGGUCAUCACGAACUUUGAUAUACAUCACGUAAACUACUAUACAUGUGAGAUCAGCUCGUACAAUUCACCGGAUAAAUACGUGUUCCUCUUUCAAGUGGAAAUGGCAACACUGUACACGCCUACACGCGCGGACUUUUCCCCUCGACUAAAGAAGUCCCAACCUUAUGUUGUCAAGAUUAACGAUGAUGCCGAACUUCGUUACUAUUCUGAUCAGUCCCCUGCCAAUUCGUUUUUCGCUGAUCAAAUGUCGAACCCCGCCCCAAGAAUCGAGUGGCACAAGCAAGGUGAACACCAACCUAUUGUUCCAUGGUCACCACCCGCGCUCACACAUGGCCCGGUGACUCACACUCCACAGAGGCCAAGACGGUAUGCCCUCCGAGGACGACAUUUGAUUGUGCACCAAGUUGCUGAAGCGGAUUCUGGUACAUACGAAAUGACAUUGUCCAACAUUGUUGGGCGUGUCUCAAUCGCGUUUGAUCUUCUAGUAACAUUUCCUCCGGAAUUUUAUCAACCGUUGACACACGAGGAACACUCAUUCGACGAGGAUGAAACGCUUACUCUGAACUGCGGAAUUAAGCGACGUGCUCUUCCUGGUAGCGUAGUCUACUGGGAGAAGGAUCAACGCGUUCUAAGAAAAUACGACAGCCAUUUGGUUCUCGAAGAAAACGGGGAACAAAUCCGUUUCACCAAACUUAGGCCCGAAGAUCAGGGACAAUACCAGUGCUUCGUCCAAACAGAUGGCUAUAAUAAACGUGCUGCAGGUCGAGAACAAACGUUGGUCGUCAAAGGAAAAUUGCAAUUCUUGCGUGAAAUUCGGAAACAUUUUCUGGAAGUCAACACACAAGGCCGCAUCCCUUGCAAAGUUCGAGGUUACGGGACGCUCAAGAUUGAGUGGUUCCGGAAAGUGGGAAAUCGCCCGUCUGAUUUUCUGCCAAUUCAUCCACCAAAUCAAGUGGAGCCAGGUGGCACGUUGGUCAUUCAAUAUGUGCGGAAAUCUGACGCUGGAGAAUAUGUGUGUCUUGCUCACUCGUCCUACAAAAAUGCUCAAAUCAAUAUGACGGUUAAUGUGGUUGUUGGCGAAAAGCCACAGAUUUCACAGAUCAGCUCAAACCAAACUGUGAGUGUUGGAAAACAAGUUGUACUCAAUUGCCACGCCACCGGAGAUCCUUUGCCUCAAAUCAGCUGGAUUGCGAAGAGGAUCGGUUUCACACUGUACACGCCGAAAUUUGACCCGAACGAAAACGGAACUCCGGAAGCCCAAUCUAAUAGGGGUUUGCAAUCUUCCAACUCCGAACUACAACAUACAACAAAGCCCGAUGGAUCGAUGCAAGAUGAAGCCAAUUCGGAUCCAGUAAUGGCCGCUCUGCUCUCUCGAAAUGCACCCACUGAUCAGAGUCGUGUGAAAGCCUACCCAAACGGAAGUCUGGUGAUUAACCAAGCAAAUUUACUUGACCAAGCGGAAUACAUUUGUGUGGCGAAUAACACACAUGCAGUUGAAGCUCGCUUAGCCGCCGAGGACUACACGAGGCAACAACUCGGAGAAGAAAGUUCCGGUUCUAGUAUGUUGAAAACAAUUCUAACCGUUGUGGGUUGUGCCGUCACCUACUUGGGACUCAUCAUCGCGUUGACCGUGUUUUGCAGUAUGAGAAUGGUCCGAACACGUCGGAAACGGUCACACAAAGUACCGAAAGUGCAUGAAAAUGGCCAGCUGCUGACCCAACUUGGUGAGCCAAAUUGUCCAAACGGAGCGACCGGGAAUUCGCAAGACAGUGGUGGUUGUCACGCCAACACACUUGAUUCCGGUUUCUUUUUGCAAGGCACCGGGUCCGGUGCUAGUGCACCGGGAAGUGCAUCAUUUGGUCCUUUGCCAGGUCAACCGCAGAUUUUCCAUCCGCACUAUCAUCGUGCCACAGAUCCUCUACUUGGUACCAUUAGUAGCGGACGUAAUUACCAAGACUCCGAUGGUCAUCGAAACGUAACUUCCCAUUCAAGCAUUACGCCAAACGGAAUGGGAUCUGCAUGCUCUCAACUUCCGUCUGUCAAUCAACAAGAUAGUCAGGAAUGGUGGCCCUGGAAGAACCAGGGAUUUUUUAAUGCCGCUGAAAUGCAACUGAAAGUUCCACAUGGAACACCGGCCAGCCCUUUGGAAAUGAUAUCAGAACCCAAUCCAGAUAGUGUGGGAAUGAAUUCCCAUGAAUAUAUGCACUCGCAUCAAAUGAACAUGCCUGGUUGUGCAUAUAUGUACAAUGGUCGUAACAAUGGAGUCGAAAAUAGUACCAAUGCCACGACAGCUUCUGAUUCACAACUGAUGUCAGCGCCACCUCCAACUCCAUUGGAUUCACGCUCGCACUUCAGUGGGAUCUCAUCAGGCAAUUCUACCAGUUUAUACUCACGUUCAUUAUUGAGUGGUGCUUCAAACGUUGGACCAUCCCCCAGGGGGGAUGGUGCACAAACAGUGAACGAUAACUACUCACCCUAUGGCGUUGUCAACGGCGCAAGUACCAUCAGUCAAGCAGAGCGGAUGCAUUAUCCACGCUGUGAGCUAAAGGUUGAAGGAAUACUGGGAAAAGGCGUAUUCGGAGACGUGUUUCUGGCACGCGCACGCCACAUCCAAGAAGAAGAGAUGCAGUCAUUGGUCCUAGUCAAAUCGUUGAUCUCUCAUGAAUCUAGUCAUAUCAAUGAGUUUCAUCGCCAAUUGGAAAUGUUCGGCAAACUGAAUCAUGACUGUGUGGCGCGUCUCUUGGGAGUAUGUAUGGAACAGGAACCAUUCUACAUGCUUCUGGAAUACUGUGAAUGGGGUGACCUGAAAAUGUUCCUCCGUCGAAUUCGCGAGAGCGACGCCCAGACAUGCAAAUUGCUAUCGGUUACUUACGCACAGAAAUUGAAAAUGUGCCACAAACUUGCAUGCGGCAUGGAACAUUUCUCCCAACUACGUUGCGUUCACCGUGAUCUUGCUGCCAGAAAUAUCCUUCUCACACAGGAAAUGGAUCUGAAGAUUUCGAGCUUAGGUUUAGCUCGUGAUGUCUACGCCUCAGAGUACUACCACAUACCCAAUGGUGACCAGUUCAUCCCCUUGCGUUGGCUAGCUCCGGAACUAAUUGUCGAGGCACUACCAGUCAGCCGCCCUGGCGUGAAUGCUAAUCAGCUAGACUACGGGCAUUCAUUUGCUGGUCCAUCUCUGCCCUAUACCAUUCAGUCUGACGUGUGGGCGUUUGCCGUUGUUGUCUGCGAGAUUUUCUCACUCGCCACUCUACCGUUAUCUCGCCUAACAGAUCAAGAAAUCAUUGUGGCCGGCCGCCACACUGCACUGACCGCGCAUGAAAACAUCGCAAAAGACCCGAAUCAUGUUCCUUUGCGGCCAGAUAUUCCGGCUGAAAUUCCGCCGGAGUUGAGUAACUUACUGUUACGUUGUUGGUCUCCGGUGGCACGGCAGCGGCCUGAUUUCAGGGAAGUUGCCUCUGUUCUCCGUGAUCUUGUUCCAUGAUUUUCGAAUAAGACGGGCAUUUGGAUUUUUAGAAAAAAGUUUCAUUCGCCUACACGUUGCCUCGGUUCUGGAUCAGCUUCAGUUUACUUUUCUCCGUUAUGUGGGAAAUCAGGGUUUAAAAUUCUCCUAUCUCCACAGCUUACAACCAUAAAAGCAGGUAUACUGAACUCUCUUAUUUGUAAAUAUGUAUUGCAUAGCUCAGUACUGACUAUUUGAGUUCCCUCGACUUGUGACCGGUGAACGUUCUACAGCUGCCCACAAAUUUCCAACCUAGUUUCCCACUACUUACCCACUACGUUACCAAAUUUUCCCGAGGUUGUACUCGGUGUAGUAAUUUCCUUCAGCCACCCAUCGGAAGCCUAAUGUCAAAUGCCCUUGGGACUGUUGCUGAGAGGUGAUUCAGACGACAAACAGCCAAUAAAAUAACGACCGGAGUAGUUGUACAGCCAUCGCCCAUACACAGCUCCACAUAGGUGGUGUCUCUCUUGAUACCAGAACACCAAAACACAUUUCCUAUCAGCUUCCACUUGUCACGUUCUCUUUGCGAAAUUUCAUAACCUGAUCUUCAGUUGCAUUUUAUCCGGUAUAUUUUGUACAUAUUUGAACGAGUCCCUGAUUUAUUUCUCCCUCCCUUUCCGUUUCAUCUGUAUAAUAUCUGACAUUUCGCAUGCGUUAAACACAGACAUACAUACAAGGACGACUUUUCCCACAAUUCUAGCUUUGUCUCAUGCGAAAUGCCAACAGAGUGAUGU
Molecule: messenger RNA, 5196 nt
Organism: Opisthorchis viverrini
Lineage: Eukaryota; Metazoa; Platyhelminthes; Trematoda; Opisthorchiida; Opisthorchiidae
Exons: 16
Coding region: 8-4444 (1478 amino acids)
Biological process (GO): multicellular organism development; protein phosphorylation; positive regulation of kinase activity
Cellular component (GO): signaling receptor complex
Molecular function (GO): ATP binding; transmembrane receptor protein tyrosine kinase activity
Source: RefSeq, a predicted model, not a curated record